GCUAUCUUGCAAAGAGCGUGAUUGCAAGUUCCGACGAAGCUCAUUGUAGAAAUCUACUUAAUGCAACAAUAUUGGGAAGAUUUGUAAUAUGCCACUGGAUAGUAUUUAGAGGACUCUUCUUCCUGACAAAAGCUUUUUGUAUCACAACUUCUAACACACUAGACUAACACGCCUUAAUAUGGCCACAAGAUCCGAAACGGCAUCUGUGCCUCCAGCUGCGACCGCGGAUGACUCGUCUGGGAUAGAGCUCGAGCCAAGUUCACGAUGGAACGAAUUGUCAGGAAACGAGCAUGUGCUGCCACAAGCUGAUGGUGGUAAAGACGCUUGGCUGUUCUUAGCAGCGGCAUUUGCAAUCGAAAUUAUGGUCUGGGGCUUUCCCUGGUCAUAUGGCAUCUUUCAAGAAUACUAUAGCACAUCUAAAAACUUCUCUGGUGCUUCCGGUAUCCCGGCUGUCGGCACUUCCGCGAUGGGUAUCCUUUACAUGUCUUUGCCCUUCACCUUUGGAUCCUUGAUACGGUGGCCACACUACAAGAGAAUAAUAAUGAUUUGUGGACUAUUUCUCAUGUGCAUCUCACUCGGAUUAAGCUCAUUGUGCACCACCAUACCGCAACUCAUCGUCACCCAAGGCAUCCUUUACGGUAUCGGCGGAGCAGUAGCAUACAGCCCCACCAUUACCUUUCUCGACGAAUGGUUCGUAAGGAGGAAAGGCCUGGCAUUCGGUAUAAUGUGGUCCGGUACAGGACUGGGGGGCGUAGUUGUUCCUCUGCUAUUACAAUGGCUCCUAAAUCGAUACGGCUUUCGGACUGCACUACGUGUAUGGGCAAUUGCGCUCUUUACAAUUACCCUUCCUUUGACAUACUUCCUCAAACCGCGUCUCCCUGUUCCCACAAACAGCCGCACAAAGAUCACCCUUACGUUCUUGUCAAGCAAGUCCUUCUGGAUCCUUCAGUCUGGCAACGUUAUGCAAGCUCUCGGCUUCUUCAUACCUUCCAUCUACCUACCGACUUACACCAAGGCUCUGGGAUUCGACAAUACCGUGUCUACAGUACCUGUCAUUCUUAUCAAUGUCGCUGCUGUUAUCGGUUCAAUCACUAUGGGAACAAUUGUAGAUCGCACACAUGUCACAACCGCCAUUCUCAUCUCCACUGUCGGUGCCGUCGUAUCUGUAUUCCUGAUUUGGGGGUUUAGCACUUCGUUGCCGCCUUUACUCAUCUUCUGCUUCAUGUAUGGACUGUUUGCGGGGAGUUUCACCAAUACUUGGCCGGGAAUCAUGAGGACUGUGCAGCAAAAUACUGGACAAAUGGAAAGCUCCAUGGUGUUUUCAUUCCUGUCGCUAGGGCGAGGUAUCGGGAAUAUGGUCAGCGGCCCAGUUAGUGAGGCGUUGAUGAAAGUAGGCAACGUUGGUGGGUUUGGCCUGUAUGGGACACAGUAUGGAAGUCUGGUCAUUUGGACUGGGAUCAGUGCUACCCUCGGUGGGGUGAGCAUCAUUGGGCGAAGGAUUAGAUAGUUGUGAAGAGCGUCAUGCUUGUUCGAACAACUGACUUUAUGUAGCGGGAGCGAGUUGAACUUUUGGAGGCAUGGACAUUACAGUGAUGAUGUUUUGACUUUAUGUUUUUCGUUAGUAGUAGUGUCCAUAAGCUGAUACAUUGUCUGUUAUCAAAAUUAUCGUAGGUAUCAUUUCUAAGCUAUGGAACGAC
This is a messenger RNA of Bipolaris sorokiniana ND90Pr, 1697 nucleotides long. RefSeq lists its product as uncharacterized. Gene Ontology annotation, molecular function: transmembrane transporter activity. The transcript has 2 exons. Lineage: Eukaryota; Fungi; Ascomycota; Dothideomycetes; Pleosporales; Pleosporaceae. The record is from RefSeq and is a predicted model, not a curated record. The coding region runs from base 179 to 1507 and encodes 442 amino acids. Gene Ontology annotation, biological process: transmembrane transport. Gene Ontology annotation, cellular component: fungal-type vacuole membrane.